Messenger RNA from Corylus avellana, 1088 nucleotides. RefSeq names its product Peptidyl-tRNA hydrolase II (PTH2) family protein. The record is from RefSeq and is a predicted model, not a curated record. Gene Ontology annotation, cellular component: cytosol; mitochondrion. NCBI's taxonomy places the organism in Eukaryota, Viridiplantae, Streptophyta, Magnoliopsida, Fagales, Betulaceae. Gene Ontology annotation, molecular function: peptidyl-tRNA hydrolase activity.
AGAAAGUAAACACUGUACGAGGCUACCCACUCUCUCUACUCUUUCUGCCCCCUGCAGUUAGCCUAUCUCUUCUCUCUUCGCUCUAAAAGCUACCAGAAACAUGUUGGGGUCGUUUCGGAAACCUUCCCAGUCUGCAAACAAGCAGCAACAGAAGCAAGAAAGAGAAUGGUUAGCAUUAAGCUUCAGGCCAGAGAACUUCAUUCCAGGCCUUGUCAUCGGUUUUAUUUUUGGGUUGUUAUUGGAUCUUUCAAAGCCCUCCAAGAAUCAUGUGAGGAAGCAAAAUUUCUCACCAGGCAAGCCCCAACAAGAAUAUCUGGGCUCAAAUAUUGAUGACCAAGAGCUCAAAAUGGUUUUGGUAGUUAGACAAGACCUGAAGAUGAAAUCAGGAAAGAUUGCAUCUCAAUGUGCUCAUGCUGCCACUGGCAUGUAUGCAGAGCUGAUGCAAAGCCACCGAUCUCUUUUGAGACAAUGGGAGCAAUGUGGGCAACCUAAAAUAGUUGUUACGUGCAAGAAUCAACAAGAAAUGAACAAGCUGAAGGAUGCAGCUGAGACAGUUGGCCUUCCAACUUUUAAUGUCGCAGAUGCUGGAAGAACACAGGUUUUGGCUGGAUCCAAGACAGUUCUUGCCAUUGGUCCUGGACCAAAAGCAUCAGUAGAUUCAGUGACAGGAAGACUGUGCCUUCUCUGACAUUGUUGAAGAGCCAAGGGCAUCUGACCAAAUCUUCUAAGUUAAAUUCUAGGUUGAUUUGCUUCAGAGCAAUUGUUUCUGCAUCUCUGAUGGGAGAACAUUUUCUUCAUUAUUGGUCUAUAGAGUCAAGGUGGUGCAGACCAAGCUUCAUGCAAUGGCCGGUUGAGAAAUUAUUUUCCUCAGGGUAAAUGUUGUUUGAUGUCUAAUAUAGAAUUCGAGGAAAGAGAAAGGUAGAUUAGUAUAUCUCGUUGGGGAUGACCCUUUAGAACUAGCAAAUUAAGGAUUCUCAGAUGUAAUAGUACUAGCAAGUGCUUCCUAUAUGUUCUGAUCCCAAUUUUAGGAGCCAAGUAGUGUUUUUAGUCCAAAACUAGACCAAAAAAUCUGGCCUCAUUUUCUCAGA